This is a messenger RNA of Mya arenaria, 1553 nucleotides long. RefSeq names its product monocarboxylate transporter 2-like. NCBI's taxonomy places the organism in Eukaryota, Metazoa, Mollusca, Bivalvia, Myida, Myidae. Gene Ontology annotation, molecular function: monocarboxylic acid transmembrane transporter activity. Gene Ontology annotation, biological process: monocarboxylic acid transport; transmembrane transport. Bases 60 to 1454 code for a protein of 464 amino acids. The record is from RefSeq and is a predicted model, not a curated record. The transcript has 5 exons.
CAUAGCGGAAUGGAAUAAGAUUCGAUUUAUAACAGCAAUUUGCAUCUUGUGAGUGACCAAUGGAGAAUCUUGAAAGAUUUCGUGACUUGGACUCGCCCUGGUCAUGGGUGGUUCUGGUUGCCAGUUUCGUUUCGCUGUUUGUGGUAGGCGGGACAAACUACAGCGUUGGGCUCGUCCAUAACGUCUUAUUGGACCGCUACAACGGGACGCAGUCGAGCACGGCGCUGGUGGGGGCCGUUUACACGUCCAUAUCCAAUGUUGCAGCCCCGUUGUCAAGUUUCCUUACAGACAGGUUCGGUGUCCGGCCUACGAUCAUGCUGAGCGGCCUCCUCUAUACGUCCGGUUACUUGGGAGCCGCCUUCGCUCCGACCUUGGCGACUGCAGCAGUUACGUGCGGUGUCAUAGCUGGAUUUGGAUGUGCAAUUUGCUGGACGUCCAGUAUGGUGGCAUGUAACUUCCACUUCCGGAAAUACCGUAACUUGGCCCUUGGACUCGCCAUUUCCGGCAGUGGCGCCGGCGUGUUUGGAGUACCUCCCAUUAUAACAUGGGCUAAAGGAUUUUACGGUUCAUUUGGAUUUUUUGUGACGUUGGCGUGUAUAACAGCUCAAUUAAUCGUGUGUGGAUUUGUCAUCCGUCCGUCACACCUUGAAAUCUAUGCAAAGCGGAAACGCUCGUUGGAAAGUAAGAAAGGUGAACAUGUUAAUUUACUUAGAUUGUAUUUCAACGUUUUGAAGUCAAAAGUAGUUAUGUGCAUGAGUUUAAGUAUGUUGACUUACUGCGCAGGCAUGUAUAUUGUGUUCCUAUACUUGCCAAGAUACUGUACCAUCCAAGGGUCAACCGAGUUCCAAGCCUCCAAUAUAGUUUCCAUCUGCGGCCUCACUUCAUUGUUGGGACGGAUACUUACUGGAGCGAUCGCCAACACGAAAUUCUUCCAACCACGUGUGUCUUAUCUUUAUGCGGGAAGCCUCGUCCUGCUGUCCGCUAUUUCGUGCGCAUUCCCACUGUAUUCCAGCCGUUAUCCGGGCCAGGUGGCGUUCGCGGUGGUGUUCGGGCUGUGUUUUGGCACGCCGUAUACAGUCAUCAAUGCCGUGAACCUUCAGCACAUGGGGGUGGAGAUAGUCACCGCGGCCCUCGGGGUCGAGUUUUGCUUCUGUGGGCUCGGAGGAUUGCUCGGACCAGUUGUGGCAGGCCUUUCUGGUGACGCGGGAGCAACGCUUGGUCAGGUGUUCCUUAUUGCUGGCAUAUUUAUCGGGGUAUCGUCAGUGUUUGGUUUCAUCCCGAACUUCAUAUCAACUCGUGUAGACGGCGGAGCAGACCUCACAACGUCUGAUAUUGAGCUUGAAGUUGAUGCAGACUCAAGGCAUAACACAAACAAACAGCACGAAGAACAACAGGAGAAUGAUCAGAAAGACACGCAUUCAGAGAAGAUAAAUAUGCUUGAAAACGCAACUUGAUGUCAUAUUGUCGGAUUGUCGGUAUUGCUGCGCGAAUUCUACACAGGGAAUUUAGCCAAUCCAUGAUAUGCCCCGCUCAUCCCCACCCCCAAAAAGUUC